Molecule: messenger RNA, 1521 nt
Organism: Guyanagaster necrorhizus
Lineage: Eukaryota; Fungi; Basidiomycota; Agaricomycetes; Agaricales; Physalacriaceae
Product: MFS polyamine transporter
Exons: 11
Coding region: 1-1521 (506 amino acids)
Biological process (GO): transmembrane transport
Molecular function (GO): transmembrane transporter activity
Source: RefSeq, a predicted model, not a curated record
AUGAACGAUACCAUCACUAACGAUACCCAACAUGAGCAAGGCCAAGAUAGCGAUGCAAGGUCCGGUACGAUACAUGUAGAUGCCUCCGAGGAAGAAGAUUUGGUGAUAGACUGGAACGGGCCCGAUGAUCCUGAAAACCCUAAAAACUGGGAAUUCUCAAAGAGAUGGAGGGCAACGGUGAUCGUGUCGCUGUUCACAUUUAUCAGCCCCGUGUCGUCAUCGAUGGUGUCACCAGCGAUGGAACAAGUCGCACAGGAUUUAGGAAUUAGUAGUUCGGUGGAGCUCGCAAUGACGGUGUCGGUUUUCGUUUUGGCGUAUGGUGAGCUAGCUUUUUUCCUCGGCCCGCUCAGUGAGAUAUACGGACGAUCAAAAGUAAUACAGUUUUCCAAUGUGUUUUUCUUCGUGUGGAAUCUCGGGUGUGGAUUCGCCCAGACCAAGACGCAGCUCAUAAUAUUCCGAUUUUUUGCCGGUCUGGGUGGAAGCACGCCUUUGGCAGUUGGUGCGGGUGUUCUUGCUGACAUGUGGAGAGCGGAGGAGAGGGGGAAAGCUAUUGCUGUAUAUUCUCUAGCGCCCUUGAUGGGUCCCGUCAUCGGUCCUGUCGCUGGCGCCUGGAUUGCCGAAAAGUCAACUUGGAGAUGGGUCUUCUACUCCACAUGCAUCUUCGACGUCUUCGUUCAAUGCUUGGGACUCGUAUUCCUCAGAGAAAGCUUUGCACCAGUACUUUUGGAGCGCAAAGCGGAGAAGAUAAGGAAGAGCAAGGAUCCUGAGAAGGGUCAACGAAAUGUGCGCACUGUGUUUGACAAGGCUGGCACUCGGAGCUGGCAACAAAUUUUUGCAACAGCCCUCGUUCGCCCCUUUGCACUGUUUGUUCGCGAGCCCAUCGUCCAGAUAGUCGCUUUGUACAUGGCGUUCAUAUAUGGUGUCUUUUAUCUGUAUUUGACGACGAUGCCAACGAUAUUCAGAGAGGUAUACCACCAAAAUACGGGUAUCGCUGGGUUGCACUACAUCGCGCUAGGUUUGGGUGUGAGCUUGGCCUCUCAAACCAACGCGAGGUAUAUGGAUCGCGUUUACAAAUAUCUGAAGGAAAGGAACGGGGGCGUCGGGGAGCCAGAAUUUCGCGUGCCUUCGAUGGUGCCAGGAUCGAUUGUAUUUCCCAUAGGACUGCUCUUGACUGGAUGGUGUGCACAGAAGGGCGUCCAUUGGAUAGCGACUGACAUUGGCAUUGCUUUUGUCGGAGCGGGGAUGAUAUUGAAUUUCCAGUCGAUGCAGACGUAUGUUGUGGAUACGUUUACGCUGUAUGCGGCUUCAGGGCUCGCUGCGGUGUCGUGUCUCCGUUCCCUAGCAGGGUUCGGGUUUCCCCUCUUUGCGACAUCCAUGUAUGAUAAACUUGGAUAUGGAAAGGGUGACACUAUUCUUGCUGUGGUCGCGAUUGUCCUUGGAUGCCCAGCACCUUUCUUGUUCUGGAAAUAUGGCAAAGCAGUGAGAAUGAAGAGUCGGUAUACUAAGAAACCUACGUCGUAA